Cajanus cajan (pigeon pea) is the source of this 1375-nucleotide messenger RNA. Its product is annotated as agamous-like MADS-box protein AGL8. Gene Ontology annotation, molecular function: DNA-binding transcription factor activity; RNA polymerase II transcription regulatory region sequence-specific DNA binding; protein dimerization activity. Gene Ontology annotation, biological process: positive regulation of transcription by RNA polymerase II. NCBI's taxonomy places the organism in Eukaryota, Viridiplantae, Streptophyta, Magnoliopsida, Fabales, Fabaceae. The record is from RefSeq and is a predicted model, not a curated record. Gene Ontology annotation, cellular component: nucleus.
AGUGGUGCGACUAGCGAAUGGUAAGUCGACAACGCAUUUGACGAAACAUAUAGUAAUAAAAGAAAAGAAGGAGGAGUUGUGGUUGAGGUGUUGAGGAUUAAGGAAGAUCCGAAGAUGGGGAGGGGAAGGGUGGAAUUGAAGAGAAUCGAGAACAAGAUCAAUAGGCAAGUAACGUUCUCAAAGAGAAGGUCUGGUUUGUUCAAGAAAGCACGCGAGAUCUCUCUGCUUUGCGACGCUGAACUCGCUCUCAUUGUCUUCUCCACCAGACCCAAGCUUUUCGAGUACUCUACCCAACCUUCUACGGAAAGAAUUCUUGAACGGUAUGAGAGGUAUUCGUAUGCGGAGAGGCAGGUUGGUACAAAUGAUCAAGCACCAAAUGAAAACUGGGCUACAGAACACCAAAAGCUCAAGGCUAGGAUGGAGGUACUACAGCGAAAUCAAAGGAAUUGUAUGGGAGAAGAGCUGGAAAGCUUAAAUCUCAGAGGACUUCAGAGUUUGGAACAACAACUUGAUUCCGCUCUCAAACAUAUUAGAUCAAGAAAGAACCAAGCCAUGAAUGAAUCUAUUUCAGAGCUUCAGAAAAAGGAUAAGGCACUCCGAGAACGUAACAACUUGCUCGCCAAGGAGAAGAAGGAAAGAGAGAAAAGGCUGUCCCAAAAAGAGGAAGGGGUGCUGCAAAAUAACGUGGAUGUGACCUCUGUCUCUGUCCUAGUAACUCCACCACCGGAGUCCCUCAAUAUUGGAGGCUGCUCCCCAGAAGCCAAAGGUAGUGAAGGAAGAUCAACAUCAACUCGACCUAACACCAUUCUUCCCCCUUGGAUGCUUCGUCCAACAAAAGAGUAGAACUCUGUUUUUACAUGGUAUAUGUUUGGAUAAACUUUAUAAGUAUUUUUAGUAAAAAAAAAUAAAAAUAAAAAAGUUAAAAUAUUUUUUUAUAAGUUAAAAUUAGUUUAUGUAUAAAUUAAAAAUAACAGAAGAAAAUUUUAUACACAAAUUAAUUUUAAUUUAUAAAAAAAUAUUUUAUUUUUCUUUCUUAAAAUUACCUCAAGUUUAUUCAAAUAUGUACCAUGUCUAAAUAGGAUCUGUACAAAGAUUAUACGCAAUCAAAAGGUAGUUGUUGGUGACUAUCAGCAUGUUUCAAAUCCAUUUUGAAUAUAACAUGACAUGAAUUCUUAGAAACAAUUAUGUUUAGCUCCUGCAUUGAUUUUAGAAAUUUAUGUGAAAAAUUAAGAAAUGCUGUGUCUAAGACUUGUUUCCAAACGCACAAUAACAUCUGGAAUGUAGUCUGCAUGUGCGUCUCUGACUGCAUUUCAAUGCUAUGCUAAGCAUAUUAAAGGUAUUACAUAUAAAUGAUACCAAUCUAUUCUUCCAUUUC